This is a messenger RNA of Wallemia ichthyophaga EXF-994, 1389 nucleotides long. RefSeq lists its product as uncharacterized. Bases 1 to 1389 code for a protein of 462 amino acids. Lineage: Eukaryota; Fungi; Basidiomycota; Wallemiomycetes; Wallemiales; Wallemiaceae. Gene Ontology annotation, molecular function: protein binding. The transcript is spliced from 4 exons. The record is from RefSeq and is a predicted model, not a curated record.
AUGGUUUUUGCUAAUUUUUCACAAGAGGAUAAGGAGGCAUUCUUUGAGCUGUUGGAUGAGUAUUUUGAGAGCAGACCUGGGUUGUUUAGCGGACAAAAGCCAAAGCCAAAACCUGGAGUAUCGCACCAGCCAAAGCAAGAACAGGUUGUAGGGCUAUAUGAUUAUAAUGGGACCACAGGUGAAGAUUUAACCUUCAGAUGUGGUGAUAGAAUGUCAGUGAUUGAUAAACCCAGUGGGGAUUGGUGGAACUGCAACUUGAAUGGCAGAAUUGCUUUGUACGACACCCACCACACUUAUCAAAUAUAUCAAAUGCUCCGUCUUAAAGUUAAAUACAAAAAUGAGAAAUAUUUGAUAAAUUUCACUUCAGACAAUCUCAACUAUGUAAAGGAAUUUCUGUGCGAGUUCUUUGAUAUUGAUUGGUCCAUUUCCCUCUAUCUCGAUGGCUUUAAAGUUACUCAGGGAAGUUUGAAGGAUGAUGAUAUUGUCGAUGUUGUUGCAUUAUCUAAUAAGAGACGUAGAAAGGUCUCUGAUGGUGAUUCACAGUUGUCUUCUCAGUCUGAGUCUGAGUCUAGCAGCACCAGUGAGGAAACCCCUAAAGAAGCCAAAAAACAUACAAGUCACCCUGAAUUCACCCAUCCUACCCCACCUCACUCUGGCUCUACCCAUACUCACAAAAGAAACGCGAGAAAUAAGAAAAAGCUGAAAUUUUUCAAGCUAGAAAAUAACAGAGCCAUUCCAUACACCUCCCUACCAACAAACAGGAUACCCAAGAACAUCAAACUCACUUCAAUUGACGUUGAAGACAAGAAUUUCGAGCCUGGAAAUAACACAAUGCACGUCGAUUGGCGUGGGGAUCGAGGCGAGCAGGAGGAGCAGGAGGAGCAAGAGAUGGAUUAUGGCCAUCAUGAUCAACAAGAUGAGUACCAGGACUACCAUGCUGAUGCCGAACAGUCAUACAUGGACUCAACUACUGCAACUACAAGUGGUUAUAGAAUUGAUGACCUCCAAGAGAUACUCAACUGCAGAUCCAAUCAACCAGCAACAAGUGCUAUCUUAUCUCUAUCACCAUCCCAUCUGCUCGCUGUUGAACAUUUCAAAUCAGUAGCUAGUGAAAAAAUGCAUCACGGUGAGACACUAACAGAAAUACCUCCAGUUGGAUCGUUCGUGGCGUAUAAAGAACUCCAACUCAAUAGCAAAAAUGUACCUGAGUUGGAAAUGAUGAUUGCCAAGGUGCACAGCGUGGAGGAGGGUGUAGUAUUGUUGCAACGUGUUUACUACACUGAGCACAUGAUAACAGAGAUAGAAGAUGAAGAGGGAUUGAAUGUUGAGCAGCUAGUCAUACCAAUAUUCUUUGAAACGCUGCAACAAUCUAACGGCGUACAACUAUAG